UGUACCAUGACGCAUUACGUCCCGCCGAACGCAAAUAUAACCUAAAACCAUUGAUAAUCCCGCUUAGAACUCUCGUUUUUAGUGGACGGUGGUCUCCGCGAACAGCUAACUGUGCGUAGGACCCAUGUGCUACUACGAUUGUGUUAUGUAUAAGCGGCGUUUGUGAUUGAGUCGGAUGGCAGUGUCACGAUAUAGGGCGCUGAAGAUGAAGAUCUGCACGUACUUGCUGCUCAGUUUCUUGGCAGUGCGAGCAUCGCCUGAGCCGCGGCGGGUGCCCCUGCUGCAAGAGCCGCCACGCCACGUGGAGUUCACCAACAACACAGGCGCCACGCUCUCGUGUUCCACUAGGGGGGACUAUCAGCUGGACUGGCUCCUCAUAGACAACACGCCGGCCACACCGCUCGCGGGACUGCGGCACGUGCUCGCCAAUGGCUCGCUCGUGUUCCCGCCGUUCCCCGCAUCCCGGUAUCGGCGGGACGUGCACGCCGCAUCGUAUCGGUGUCGGCUACGGGUCGGGGAGAGCGCGGUACUGUCGAGGACCAUACACGUGCACGCAGUGCUAAGCACACCGUGGGAAGUCCGCGUACCAGACGAGUACGUGAUGGCUGGCAACGCCGCAGUGCUACGGUGUAUCGUCCCCCCGCACUGCGCGGACCGAGUCAGUGCCACCGACUGGCUCGGCGAGGACGGACUCAGUGUCUUCCAAUACCUAGAGCCCCGCUACCAGAGGUUAGACGACGGCUCGCUGUACAUAAGCGCGGUGCGAGCCGGCAGCCGGGACGCGUUCCGGUGCCGCGUCCGAGACCGGCUCACCGGGACCACCUACACCAGCCAGUAUUUCGGUCACGUAAUAGUGACGGAGCCCAAAGGCUUCGUGAGGCCUCGCGUGGGCCCGGAGCCUCGCAACAGGCGAGUGCUAGCCGGACAGGAUGUGCGGCUGCCGUGCGCCGCGCACGCCUGGCCAGUACCUACUUACAGGUGGUUUCGCGAGCACCGCGAGCAGCUAACGCCGAUCGAGCAGACGUCGCUGUGGGGCCGCGCACACCUGCAAGGCGGACUGCUGACCGUCCGCAACGUCCGGCGUGAGGACGCCGGUCGACUCGUGUGUUGGCUUAACAACACAGCCGGCGGCGAGUCCGUGCACUUCUCUCUGGCUGUCACAGAACCUAUCUCCGUCCGAAUAAAGCCAGAAGCAUUGCGGGCAAAAAUCAACUCGGAUAUCAUUUUCGAAUGCAAAGUAUCUGGGCAUCCAAUCGAGAAGCAAUACUGGGUGCACAACGCGAAAACGGUUAAGCCUAAUGAGAGAGUUCGGCUGUCUGACGACGGUCUUAGGAUACAUAUCAAGGGUACGCAGAAGGAAGACCAGGGCGUCUACCAGUGCUUCGCUUCUAACAGCAGAGACCAAGCGUAUGGCGUGGCGGAGUAUUUAAUAGACGUGUCCGAGCGACCGCGGGCCACCGCCAACCGCUCGCGGCGGGCGCCCUACGCCCGCAGCGCGCAGUCCCACGAUGUCGACUGGAACUUCACUGGCACACGAGAAUCGAAGCCGGAGUUGGUGUACUGGUUUUCCGAGCAGACGCUCCAGCCGGGGCCCAGCGUGUCGCUCAAGUGCGUAGCUAUGGGCCACCCCCCUCCUCAGUUCACGUGGUUGCUGGACGGUUUCCCUAUACCUACCAACUCUAGAUUCGUGGUCGGUCAGCACGUAACGCUCCAAGACGACGUCGUCAGCCAUCUUAACGUGAGCCGCGUGACAGAACAAGAUGGCGGCGAGUACGCGUGCGUGGCCACCAACUCCGCGGGCAAGCUGCACGCGGCCAGAGUCAACGUGUAUGGGCUGCCGUUCAUCCGCGAGAUGCCCAAGGUCACUGCCGUGGCUGGAAGCGACCUCGUCAUCAAGUGCCCCGUCGCUGGGUACCCUAUCGAGUCUGUUACUUGGGAAAGGGAUGGUCAAACGCUCCCGCUGAACCGACGUCAGCGAGUGUUCCCAAACGGAACGCUCAUCGUCGAGCAGACGCAACGAGGCGAAGACGCCGGCACGUACACAUGCCAAGCGGCGAACAGACAGCGCCACGCUGCCCGUCGAGAAGUUGAAGUGCAAAUUCUAGUUCAACCAAAGAUCUUGCCUAUUCAGCCGCUAACGAACUUGCUGAGGGAAGGCAUGAGAGCAGCGAUCUCUUGCCAGAUCUUGGAGGGAGAUUUGCCAAUCGCCUUUCGCUGGGAGAAGAACGGGCAGCCCGUGACGUCAUCUCCGUAUGCUCCGAGUGGGAUUAUCACGAGAAGAAUGGACGAGUACAGCGCGUCUUUGGUCAUCGAGCAUAUUACUUCGCUGCAUAGUGGAAACUAUACAUGUAUCGCGUCGAAUGUUGCUGGUUCUGAACGAUUUACAGUUCCUCUGACUGUCAAUGUGCCUCCACGGUGGAGAUUGGAGCCCAAUGACGUUGCAGUGGCUGCGGGUCAGGACGUGACUCUGCAAUGCCAAGCUGAAGGGUACCCAAAACCAACAAUAACAUGGAAGAAAGCCGUUGGAAACACUCCGGGCGAAUACAAGGACUUCAUGUUCGAGGGUAGCUCCAGGGUGCUGGAGAACGGGUCGCUUGUGUUCGAGCGAGUGGCCAAGGACAGCGAGGGCCACUACUUGUGCGAGGCGAGGAACGACAUCGGCGCGGGCCUGAGCAAGCUCGUGUUCCUUAAGGUUAAUGCUCCUGCUCGUUUUCCGAUGAAGAGCAAGACAGUGCAAGUGACAGCGGGAGAAGCAGCACACUUGCAGUGUGCUGCGUCUGGGGACGCACCGCUUGAAGUGAGCUGGCGGAGUCCUCAUCACCACACCAUCGCGCAUCACUUGGAUCAGAGAUAUACAAUCCGCGAGCAAGUUCUGGACGAUGGCCUAGUUUCGGAGCUCAGUAUUCUGCAGACGUACCGACAGGACACGGGGGCACUCACUUGCAGGGCGUCUAACGCUUACGGGCAGGAUGAGAUGCUCAUACAUCUUGUGAUACAAGAGGUGCCUGAAAUGCCAAAAAACAUAAGAAUAAUAGACCAGCAGUCCCGAUCUAUCCAGAUAUCUUGGACACAACCAUACGCAGGAAACAGUCCUAUAAUAAACUAUAUAGUCCAAUAUAAGGAAGCACCAGAACCAUGGCCAACGACUCCUCAAAAAGUAAUCGUCCCGGGCAGCGUGACGUCAGCUAAUGUGCAAAACCUACAGCCAGCCACAUCAUACCACCUUCGCAUCAUCGCCGAAAACAGACUCGGGCAAAGCGAACCUAGCCAACUGGUGCAAGUUACCACGACUGAGGAAGUACCAAGUGGUCCACCGUUAGACGUACGAGUAGAAGCCAAAAGCUCCACCGAGCUGAUUGUGAGCUGGGAGCCUCCACAGAGAGACCUGUGGAACGGAAACAUCUUGGGGUACUACGUGGGGUUUCAAGAGUUAAACAGCAACAGCACAGUCCUAAGCGCCAGCGGGCCAGGCGGUGCCUCCUACACCGUCCGCACCGUGGAAGGCGCCGGCACAGCCCGCGCAAGAACCACACUGUCGGGCCUUCAGAAACAUGCGGCGUAUGCUGUCGUUGUGCAAGCGUAUAAUAGUAGGGGUGCUGGGCCCGCGUCCCCGCCUACUACGGCUACGACUAUGGAAGAUGUGCCCAGCCUACCACCAGGAUCGCUGCAGUGCACAGCGUUAAGCUCGCAAUCAGUACGCGUAGCUUGGGAACCUCCACCCACUCGCGGUCGGAACGGCGUGCUGCAGGGUUACCGAGUCACAUACGCACCAGUUACUGAUUGGUAUGGAAACGAAGAUGCCGUAACGAAGCAGAUAUCAGGUCUACACACCACUCUGUCAGGGUUGCGUCGGUACACGAACUACUCUGUCACUGUGUGCGCAUUCACCGCGGCUGGAGACGGGGUCAGGGCUGCUCCCGUUUAUUGUCACACUGAGGAAGAUGUACCCUCAGCUCCUGCGGACAUCAAAGCAGUGGUGUCUUCGCGCAAUAAAAUCCUUGUAUCAUGGCUGCCUCCCGCUUCCCCUAACGGUGUGCUAGUGGGAUAUACGCUGUAUAUGAGCGUCAUUGAAGACGGGAGAGAGGAGGGUACUCACAAACGUAUGUUGUCGCCAAGCACACUGUCUCAUGAAACAUCACGAUCACCUCCACGGGCAACGCAUCAGUUCUGGGUUUCGGCGUCCACGAGGCUUGGUGAAGGCGAAGCCACUAGAGUUGCCACUGUCUUGCCGUCUGAUUCCGUACCAGCAAGAAUAACCUCAUUUAGUCGAAGCAUAGUAACACCAUGGAAGGAGAACAUAUCGCUAUCGUGCAAUAAAGUUGGGUCCCCGAAUCCUUCUACGACUUGGAGCAUGAAUGGUGCCUCACUCGAAUCAACGUUGAGAAAAAAUGUUACCGCUGAUGGCACGCUCAUUAUCAGCAUGAGUCAAUACGCUGACAGCGGCAACUACACCUGUGCCGUAGAAACUCACGGCCGGGACGAGGUGACGUACAGUGUGGAAGUGAAGGUGCCACCGCAGCCACCUGUGCUGGCCGUCGUUGACUCUUAUGCUGACUCACUGCAUCUGCAAUGGAGUGACCAGGGCGACGGAGGAAGCCCUAUACUGGGGUACGUCAUCAACUACAAACGCGAACACGGAGACUGGGAAGAGUUACAAGUGGAGGCUGGAACAUCAGAGCACGUGCUGCCAAACCUUUGGUGCGGAACUCGGUAUCAGUUGUACAUCACGGCCUUUAACCGGAUCGGGACGGGGCUGCCUUGCGAUAUCGUUCACGCCUUCACUAAAGGAACCGUGCCAGUAAAGCCGAAACACUCGCAAAUGAUAACGCUCAACACAACCACUGUAACGGUGUGGUUAGACUCCUGGGGCGACGGCGGAUGUGGCAUCCUAUACUUCGUUAUUGAAUACCGAGAAGUUAGCCAAUCACAAUGGCGAUUAGUGUCCAACAGCGUCCAAGCAACCGAGCGAGUGUUCAGCGUGCCCGGUCUAACACCAGCAACGCAAUAUCAGUUGCGGAUAACAGCUCAUAAUAAUGCGGGGCAUGCAGUGGCUUUAUAUAAUUUCACUACGCAUUCCAUUAGUGGCAUAAUAGACGGGGAACUGUCACCGCCGGUGCCGGCAGCAGGCGCUCGCUCUCUAGGAGGAGCGCGCGUUAUCCUUCCCGCGGCUUUGUCGCUGCUCGUUCUUGGUGCCCUCGUAGCCAUCGUGCUACUAGUGAGGAGAAACAAAGCGGGCGGCACAGAGACGGCGGCGACUGAAAGCGCGGCGGGCGAGUCGCCGUCGGUAGCACAACUGCAGAACAAGGUCAACCGCGACCAGCAGUACCUCGCUGCGCGCGCGCAACACCCCGCACCGCCGCAUCACUACAAGCACGCCUCCAACGAAUACAUCGAAGACAUCUGUCCAUACGCAACAUUCCAAUUAACGAAACCAACGUACAGCGAAAGCAGCUACAGUGGAAACGUGUACAGCGGCCCGUACCACUCGGUACGAGGCUCCUUCGUCUAUCACGACCUCAAACAGAAUGAUAAAUAUAAGGGCAAGGAGCCAGAAUACACGAAAGUGAGAAGAAAAGGAAAUCGCCUCCGCGAUCCUCAUUCCGAGAGCCAAGAGUCGGACAACUUGGGCUCCACGGACUCGGAGGUGAAGAAGAUACUAACGCUCCACCUGCCCAUUACAGAGUACGAGGACGACGCGAGCGACGACGCGAGCGCGCCGCACUCGGACAGCGAGCCAGCGCGCCUGCGCCCUGCGCACCCCAACUCAUACCCAAGCGUGGAGCGCGAAGAAUCCUCUUCCUCAUCUGAGAACUCAGUAGGGGGGGUCGUGAGAAAAGCGUUUCCCUCGCGCAAGGGCAAAGCCGGCGCAAUGGGCAAGAGACACGUGAGAAGUUCCAGUGGUUACAGCAGCCACAACGAUGAAACGACGUUCAGCAUAUCCAACUACCCCUCGUUCAACGACCACAUCCACCCCCCGUCGCGGUUCUCAGACGAGGCGGACGAGCCCCGGCGCAAACGCGACAAGAUGCCGCGCGAGGCGUUUCAGAUUAACGUGUAAUAACUGGAAUGCAGGGAAGAUUGGCUGAGCAGUCCUUCAGGCGAUAUAGCCGCGGCGCGGAGCGCUUUGGAAACAUCUACCAGUAGAACUACAGGCCUACAACUUUAUAACCAC
Molecule: messenger RNA, 6172 nt
Organism: Leguminivora glycinivorella
Lineage: Eukaryota; Metazoa; Arthropoda; Insecta; Lepidoptera; Tortricidae
Gene: Dscam4
Product: Down syndrome cell adhesion molecule-like protein Dscam2
Biological process (GO): axon guidance; dendrite self-avoidance; homophilic cell-cell adhesion
Cellular component (GO): plasma membrane; axon
Molecular function (GO): cell-cell adhesion mediator activity
Source: RefSeq, a predicted model, not a curated record